AUGUUUCUCACUUCCAAAAAUGAGGAACAAGGGAAGUACGAACCCUUGGCUCCCCAGCCAGACACCGAACACAAUGGCCAUACUGCCCGCCAGACCCGUCCAACCGGACCAUGGUUCAUCCUCAGUGUGACUCUGGCGCUCCUCGCAGCCUUCAUGGCCGGCGCAUCCACCACCUACUUCACCAUCAGGAGCAGAGACCACCAACACAUCCUAAAUAACGUCGCUCCGCGAAUCCCCAUUCCUUCCAUUGCACGAGAAUUCGUCCCUUGGUCGAACUUCUCCAAUGAGCCUCCACAGUCGGGCGACAUUCCCGAACCUAUCUGGGACUCUUUAAUCCCCAACGGCCUCGGCUACUUCCAAGACUCCUCCCUCACCACCCAACCCUCCAUUCCAACUGUCUUCCACCAACUCCACUGCCUCUACAUCCUCCGACGCGCCUACUACGCCCUCUCCAACAAUAACGACAACGACGACCUCCAACGCUUCGACUUUGGCAAAAACCGCUCCAUCCACGUCCCUCACUGCUUCGACUACCUCCAGCAGGGACUCACCUGCUCCGCAGAUACCACCGUCGAGCCGGCGGUCGACGAAGAGAACGGGUUCCUGGGGAGUGGGUUUCCGAGACAGUGUGUGGAUUUUGAGGCGCUGAAGGGGUAUGUGGAGGAGAGGAGGAUUUUUAACGCGAGUGGGUUUUUGGCGGUGGGGUAUCAUCAUCAUGAGCAUCAUUCGGAUGAGUAGUUCACUUAUUUUAUGUGUGUGAGGGUUGGAUAUGAGUAACGGCAAUGGGAAAGAAAGAGAUAGCUGAGAGCAUGACUAGCAUCGCUGACUUGACCCUUUGAAAUAUUGUACAUAGUCGGUUUGAGGGUAUGGAUACGUCUCAUCCAAGAUGGUUUAUCCCUCAUAGAUACACGGAUUUACUGGCUUGGCUAUAAGAUGACUGUAGCUGAGCGAUGGUCGGACUGGUUGCUUGUCCGGGCGCAAGCUUGUUUCUAGGAUAUUGAGGCUCCGUCGGGUUGGAGGACUGACCACUCUUAUUAUU
Aspergillus ibericus CBS 121593 is the source of this 1039-nucleotide messenger RNA. RefSeq lists its product as uncharacterized. The record is from RefSeq and is a predicted model, not a curated record. The transcript is spliced from 2 exons. Gene Ontology annotation, biological process: mycotoxin biosynthetic process. Bases 1 to 738 code for a protein of 245 amino acids. Lineage: Eukaryota; Fungi; Ascomycota; Eurotiomycetes; Eurotiales; Aspergillaceae.